UACAAUUUUUCUAAUUGGUUGCAAAGUCGUUGUACGACGAAAAUCGGAUGCAGUGUGAAUCCAGCAUUGGAGGCGGGAGCCAUUAUUUAAGGAAGAAGAAGAAGAGCUUUGCUUGUGUGUGCUACCAGUUGCGCCAGGCCGUCGACAGAUGGCGCUACCGUCGAGUGCUGCAAGCAAAUCUAAAGACAAAAGCAACAAAGCUAGAGUUGUUGCACAAGAGAUUAAGAUUGCACGAUUGUUAGCUAAUAAUGACAAAAAAGUCCGAGAUAAAGUACUAAAGAAACUCAAAAAAUGGCUAACGGUACGAUCACAGAGUUCAUUUGUAUUUACAAAGACAGAUUUUAUGAGCUUAUGGAAAGGUCUUUUUUACUGUAUGUGGAUGUCAGACAAGAUGUUGAUCCAAGAAGAACUGGCAGAGUCACUGAGCAAGCUUGUACAUUGCUUGAAAUCUAAAGAUACAAUUGUACUUUAUACUACCUGUACCUUACAGACGCUUGCUACUGAAUGGUUUGGUAUAGAUCAGUAUAGACUAGACAAAUUCUCUAUGCUGGUUAGGAGGAUUCUUCGUCAAACGUUUGUAAUCUGUAAAAAUCAAUCGUGGAACAUGGAAUGGGUGACAGAAUUCUCAAAAAUAUUUACGCAACUUUUUUUACAUGUAAAAAGCUUAGGAUUCAAUUUGCAUUUAACAGAGAUAUAUUUGGAGGAGCUUGCCAAAGCUGGUAAUGAAAAUCUAUCAGAGGAUGUAGUCCAAGAACUUAUUAAACCCUUUGCUGAGUAUUUAAUAACUACAAAUGACGAACGACAGAUGAAACAUAUCAUGCAACAUAUUUUCAGAUAUUUGAUAUUCCAAUCAGAUAUUGGUUUAGACUACAUGGAAAAAUUCAAUGCUUGGAAAAACGCUGGCUUUCCCUGCGCACGUAUAGAUGAUAUGCAAAAAAUGGAAACUGACACAGAAGAAGAAUCUGACAAUGAAGAUAAACAAUUUUCUGAAGCUAAACUAAAAAAUAAAGUUGAGAAGUCUUUAGAUCCAAGAGCAGGUAAAGUAGAUGUUGAACUACCGCAAAUACCUUUUAAUGCCAUGAAGAUUGCUGAAUUACUUUCAACAUAUAAAUUUCACCCAUCAUCAACGGCAAAAUCACGCAGGCAGCUUUCGAGACUUGUUGACGAAUUUACGAAAUUGUCACAGAGAAAGAUGCCGCUUGGAAUAAAGAGAGUCAGGAAACCAAAUUGUCAGAAAAAAGAGAUGGAUUCGAGAAAAGCUGCAAUGCGUCUCAUUAAGUUUGAGAAAGAUUUGCUCUCUGAUAAGAUGAAUAAAAAGCGAAAAAGAAAUGGAAAAAUGAUUUGUGAUGAAGUUUCUAUUAAUGAUCCGAAGAAUGGAAAUACUUUAGACUUGGAAACUGAUGCUAUUAAACCAAAAAGUAAAUUAACCGAUACACUUGCAAAGACUGAGUUGCAAGAUACAGAUGCAAACGCAGUACCAUUUAAGAAACGGAAAAAAAGUAAUUCAACUUGUGAUGUUUCUAAUACUAAAUCUGAUAUUACUGAGAAUAAGAAAAAGCUACGAAUAGAUACUUCCAAAAAGAGUAAAGCUGCAAAAAAAAAAUUGAACGGUGAAAGUAAGAAAUCUAUUGUUGAUAAAAAUAUAGAACAUAAAGCAAAUAAGGUAGUAAUUUCUGUAAAACAAAAAUCUAGUGUUUCAAAUCAACAUACUUCUGUCUCGCCAAUUUCUAAUAAAAAGGUCUUAUUAAAAGAAAUUAACAAAUCUGUAACCAAGAAAGAAAGUGAGAUGAAAAGCAAGAUUACAAACCAAAAAAUAUUAAAAAAUGUAAAUAACACUUUAAUUUAUAUAACACAUCAAAUAAAGAAGCAAAGUGAUUUAAAUAAAUUUGUGACAGAAAAGAAAAGGGUAAUAUUCGAACUCUCUCAAAACACAGCCCAACAUACAUCCCAGUAUAUUCAACAAGUUCGCAAAAGUCCAGCUAUUCCAUUUGAUGCAAGUAAAAAACCAUUGAACAGUGUGCUGAAAAUGAAUCCUAUACCAAGUCCGCUUAAUCCGUUUUAUUAUAAAAAAUAGUGCACAAAAUGUCAUGGGAUUUAAAACUUUGUGAAACUGCUUCAUAAGAAAUUUUCUAAUAAUUGAUAAAAGUUGAAUAUAAAACAGUGCAAG
This is a messenger RNA of Cyphomyrmex costatus, 2167 nucleotides long. RefSeq names its product Ribosomal RNA processing protein 1 homolog Nnp-1 (gene Nnp-1). Lineage: Eukaryota; Metazoa; Arthropoda; Insecta; Hymenoptera; Formicidae. Gene Ontology annotation, biological process: rRNA processing. Bases 149 to 2074 code for a protein of 641 amino acids. The transcript is spliced from 7 exons. The record is from RefSeq and is a predicted model, not a curated record. Gene Ontology annotation, cellular component: preribosome, small subunit precursor; nucleus.